Doryrhamphus excisus (bluestripe pipefish) is the source of this 4168-nucleotide messenger RNA. RefSeq lists its product as uncharacterized. Lineage: Eukaryota; Metazoa; Chordata; Actinopteri; Syngnathiformes; Syngnathidae. Gene Ontology annotation, molecular function: DNA binding. The record is from RefSeq and is a predicted model, not a curated record. Gene Ontology annotation, cellular component: nucleus. Gene Ontology annotation, biological process: regulation of cell population proliferation.
GAAAGAGAGGGUUUAAUGGAGCUAGAGAGAGCAGCAUCAGCAGCAGAGGCAGGCUUUAGCCAAUCAGAAGCCAGCAUGCUCGAUGAGAGCUCCACCCCUUGAAGCCCCGUCAGAGCCCCCACAGAUGGAGAGACAGCCCGACUCGCGUCCUUCAUCACUUAUGAAUGGAGCGUCAAACAGGCCGCAUAACUGCACAUCUGCCCACUCUUGGAUAGACCACACGGAGAACCAGAACCAGCAGCAGGACCAGAACCAUGAAGAGACGACAGAGAAUCGCCCAGGAUGAAGACACAACUGAGGACAACAUACAGCUCGAUUCCUACCGGCCUUCAUCCUCAUCAUCCCCCUCUCCUCCUCCUCUUCCUGACUCAGUCAUGCCGCCCUCCACAUCCGCAUCCGCCCUCCUGGCGCUGGCCUCCCCGGCAACCCGUCGCUCCAUCUCCAUGGGCGACUUCCGGAGGGUGACAGGCGCACUUCUCGCCACCUCGGAGCCGGGGUCCACCUCGGCCACAGCCCCAUCCUCCAAACUGGUCACUCCGAGCUCCAGCAUGGAGUUUGAAGCAGCUCGCCGGCGUCUCCUGGAGGUGGAGGAGCGCCAGCGCGUAAUCAGGGAGAUGGAGCGGCGUCUGGAGGAGCUCCGAGAGGUGUUUGUGCGCUCAGAGCAGGAGGUGGUGCUGCACGGGGAGCUGCUCACCAGGAUGUCCGGCGCCUCCCAGCAAGGGGAGAUCUACGUGGCUGAGGGCAGCCAGCGCCUGAAGAAAGGCCUGAAGUUCAAGAAGCACAGGCCCACCAUCGUCUUCUCCUCUAUGUUGGGACUGCGAACAUGCCUGCCUUGGCCUGUGAAGCUCAAGUAGUGCAAUUUUUACUACUGUGAAAUGCUUCUGCUAUCCUUGAUCUCGCUUUCAUUACUCUCUUUUUGUUUGCUCUUCUACCCUAAGGCUGGUCCUUCAGAUCUUUAGAGUGCCUGCAAUAUUCUUACACGCUACUACAAGAGCUUAUCAGAAGAUGCUCUUCUCCUUGUUGUCAUGGAAACCAUGCUGCUUUUUAAGAUUGGACCUAGAAAGAGAAUAGGUAGCAGCUGACUGCAUGGUGCUGCAUGGAUGAGUCACGAAUGGAGUGAUUCACGCUUAAUUCAGAGUAGUACUGGAUGUUUUGAGGUAUUUUAAAGGAAUGAAAUGAGACUGAUGCUCGCUGAUGCUGCAUUGUUCAAUAAGAUGGAACUGAGCGAAGGCACUCGAACACGGAGAAAAUGUGCCUUGACGUCUCUCUGUGAUUCAUCUGCUACAAAAGCUGUUUUUUGGCAGCACGGCAGACCAGCGAGACAGGACUCCACCUGUGGCCUCCUGUCUCCUAGCAACCACUGUUUGCUCUUUCUCUAUAGCCACACAGAAUGUAUCCAACCAGAAGACAGCAGGUAUUGCAAAACAAAGAAUGAAGGUUAGACGCGUGACGUGUCAUGUGCAAUGGAUUUAUCCUUACAGGAAUGACGUGGCACUUAGCAGACACAACAUUGGGUACACAAAAUAACGCUCAGUUGUAGUAAAGAUAAAACUGUAUUUGGUGACUUAGAAUCCAAUCACCCACUAGAAAGGCAUAGAAAAUAAAUAAUCAAAGACAAAACAAAAACAUGAUCAUUUCAAUUUGGGAAAAAAUCAGUCCAAAUUAAUUUGCAAUGUAAUUUUGGAAUGUUUAUUUAUCAAUAUUUCUUUCAUUGUGGUUGUAAAUACAACUGUUUCUCAUGUUUUGCACAGCUACCCAACACCCAACAAAAACCUUCCAUAAAACCCACACAAAAUUGAGCGGUUUUCUGUGUACCUGAUACUGUGGCCGGUGAGUGUGCAUGUCUAUUCUUGGCAUCUGAAGGUGAAGGCCUGAGAGGCUCCAAGCACUCUCAUCUCAGCUUUCAUUGGAAGUGUACUGUAUGCGGGAUGUGAGUGCACAAGCUGGAAAAUGGACAUAUUACUUGAGCAUCAAUGUUUUAGAAUAGUUUCUUGCCAUUCUGCUAUAAGACUGUCACUGUUUAGAAUGUUGACACUUGUAUAUAAACCCAGUAUGGGGCUGGUCUGGUACCAGUCUGCUUGUAAUCCAGAAGCAUUUGAAAGGAAAUGGCUUUUCAGUAGGGAUGUCAGAUAUUGGCUUUUUGCUGAAAAUGGAUAUCCUGAUAGUGUCAAACUCACAAUUUCCGAUACCGAUAUGUAAUAUGACAUAUCUCCUGUGGUGGAAUGAACACAUACUGCAUUUUUGAAAUAUCGUUUUCUGGAAAAAAAAAUCUGAUACCGGUAUUGCAUUUUGAUACUGUAUCGGGACAUCCCUACUUAUUAGGGUGUUUUUACUCUUGGUCCCUUUGAGUCAUUAGUCAUUUGUGCAAAUGAGAGCACACUUUUAAACAAAGCAAACUGGUGUCAAUUCCGAACCGGUGCAAUGUGAACACAAAGCAGCUCAGGUUCACUUCGCCUUGUAUUGCUUUUAGCAUUGAAGUGGACCAGAAUGAGAUUAAGCGCAAUGUGAACACGUCGAGAACCAAAUUGGUUUUGUCUGUUGAUUCACUUUACUAGGUCCACUUAAAUGGUGCUAAAGUUUGCUUUUUUCUGUCUGAAUGAAUUGACGGCUUCGUGAACGUUGUGUUUGUUGUUGGGGUUUUUUUUCAGUUCCUUGUCACACUGUCACAAGUUAAAAUACAGGACAUAAGAUGGCUGAUCGGUCAUGAAUGUAAAUUUGAGAGUUAAAAAAACAUUUACCUCAUUGGUUAAUGCUCACACCUAAAACCUGAUUGGUUGAUUUGCCAGUUAGAGUGGAUGUAAAUCACUAUACAGUAGUUUGGAAUCAGAACAGAGAAUUUGGUCCACAUCUGAAUCGAUGACUGUGACCAAGAGAAGUGGAGAGAGGAGACUAUUUGUUUUGUCUUAAAGGGACUUUAUAGUGAACACAUCCUAAAAUGCGCAGGUACAUUGUACAUAAGUGGUAUGCACUAUUAGCUUUGAUUGUUUUUCCUGCAUCAACUCUUUUAAAGGGCUCAAAGGAUCCGUUCGAUAUGAGAACAUCGCUGAACAGAGGGGAGACUUUUCGGUUCUGGUCUUUCAAAUUCCUGAUAGCCAUAAUGACCUUACAAUUGACUUAAGUCUCGAUAAAGCAUUCCACUCCAACAGGGUGAACGUCCGUCUGCUUGCCAUCCACGCGCACAUCUCAACCAUUAUGAGCGAAGAGCUAUAGUGCAGAUUAGGCCUUAGACAAGUAUACACAGUAUAUUGCCUAUAACGCUUGUCAUAUGCCUUCUGCAAUGUCUGUGCAUUGGCAAUGAUCACACUGCUGACAAAGUGAUGGUAAAAGUAGCAAACACAUCCAAAAAAAAGACACAACAAUGCUGUUUUCAGGCUCUAUUUUUAGUUUCCCAAAGAUCUCGGGGCCCACUUGCAGAAUGAAUGUAAUGUUUAAUAAUUCAAAAAGACUUUAUUUGACUGUUGCGUAUUUAAUAUUAUGAUUCAUUUUUGGACCUUACCUAAUAUUUUUACGUCAGUCAUGUAACACAAAUGAAUGAAUUUGAUCUAACAAGUUUAAAAUACUACUACCAAAGGACACAGAAUGCCAUGAAUGAAGAAUAAAAAUAUUAGAAGAAAAUAUAACAUAAUAUAUACACACUAGCCAAACAGGUCAUACAAAGGUCCACACUAUUUUUUUCAUUUGAAUUCUUUCUUUGAUUGUAAUUGUGCAUGUGUGUUGUGAUAGACUUAAGUACAGAACUUUUUUUUCCUUUAAAUGACAUUUUUGCUGUAAAUUCCACUUUCAGUUAUCUUAUUUGGGCCUCACAGUGAUUGUAAGUCCUUUGUGCUCAUUGGUAACCUUCAAUUUACAGCCUUAAUCCCUGACAAUGAAAUGAGAAGAACUUCUUUAUAGAUUAUCAUAUAUAUAUUGCUGCCAUUUUUUUUAACAAGCUGUCUCCUGCACAGUGAAUGUUCUUAUGAUGUUUUCUGCUUACGUUUUCACUGUAGUUUCAUGUUUAAGUUGAAUUUUCUUGGCUGUUUAUUUAAGCACCGGGCUGCAGUGUUACAAGAUAAGGUCACAUUGUUAGGAUUAAACUGACUAAAUGAUUAAAAAUCUUACAUAAGAAAUUAAGCUGUUAUUCCGUGAAUUCCUAAUGGUUUGUGUUUGAGUCAGAGGAAAAAUGACAUCA